AAUGCUCGAUCGCCAUCAGUUGGCGAGUCAAGCAGUCGAGUCUCGACAGCCGUGAGCGACAGUCGAGAAGAUGGUGAAUAGUAUAAUUAUAGACAGAUGCAAGUUGAUAGGAAAGGGGAUUUACGGAACCGUUUACGAAGGGACGUGGAAGGGCACGUGGAAGGACAAAAAAGUGGCCGUCAAGCGAAUUCAAAUCGAAAACGUUGAAAACAACCAAGGAGAAGAGGCUAUGCAAAAUCUUAAUCAUCCAAAUGUCGUCAAACUUUAUCACGUUGAAAGCGACAGUGAUUUCAGAAUUUAUGCGCUUGAAUUGUGCCAAUUAUCACUGAGUCAACUAUUCCACGACGGCGAGGCCCAGAAAAACUACCGAGAGAAAAUGCCGCCAGAAAAAGAAGUUUGCCUCCAGUUGGCCAUGGGAUUGGCGCACAUUCACGAAAAGGGAUUCAUUUACUGGGAUUUCAAACCUCAAAAUGUUUUAAUUUCAGUUCAUGAUGGAAAAGUGUCGAUGAAAUGGGCCGAUUUCGGACUCAGUAAACCACGCAACGAGAGAGGAAGUUACUCGACGACAGAGCACAACAAACGGCCAGAUGAUUGGUUUGCCCCUGAAAUAUUGAUAAUAAAAGAAAAUUUGGAUCGGACGACGCCACUCCGUCAAGAAGGAACCGUCAUGAGCGACAUCUUCUCCACAGGUCUAAUUUUCGGCUAUUAUCUUUUGAAAGGGCGUCACCCGUACGGCUCACAAUUCAAUACCCCAUCCAACAUUAUCAAUAAUACGCCAGUCAAUCUGACAGCCAUAGAAGAGCAACAACAUCCCAUGUGGGCCAUCAUUACGGACAUGUUGAAGAACAAUCCCAACGAGAGGAUUUCAUCAGCCGACGUCGUAAAAAGAAUCGCCAACAUUUAAAAGCAGAAACAAUCGACAACUAAAAGUGAUCUUUUACCAGCAUAUUUCCUUUCUUUCCCCUACGGAUUGUGCACGAUGACGAAAGAGGUGUCACUUGUAUUUUAGUUCUUUUUUUUGUGGGUCGGUUGAGAUUACAUUUGUGGAUUUUCUCAUUCCACUUUUUGGGGA
This is a messenger RNA of Daphnia pulicaria, 1072 nucleotides long. Its product is annotated as serine/threonine-protein kinase/endoribonuclease ire-1-like. Gene Ontology annotation, biological process: protein phosphorylation; IRE1-mediated unfolded protein response; intrinsic apoptotic signaling pathway in response to endoplasmic reticulum stress. Gene Ontology annotation, molecular function: protein serine/threonine kinase activity; ATP binding; RNA endonuclease activity. NCBI's taxonomy places the organism in Eukaryota, Metazoa, Arthropoda, Branchiopoda, Diplostraca, Daphniidae. Gene Ontology annotation, cellular component: IRE1-TRAF2-ASK1 complex. Bases 71 to 904 code for a protein of 277 amino acids. The record is from RefSeq and is a predicted model, not a curated record. The transcript has 3 exons.